Molecule: messenger RNA, 927 nt
Organism: Panicum virgatum (switchgrass)
Lineage: Eukaryota; Viridiplantae; Streptophyta; Magnoliopsida; Poales; Poaceae
Product: mitochondrial import inner membrane translocase subunit TIM17-2-like
Exons: 1
Coding region: 23-706 (227 amino acids)
Biological process (GO): protein import into mitochondrial matrix
Cellular component (GO): mitochondrial inner membrane; TIM23 mitochondrial import inner membrane translocase complex
Molecular function (GO): transmembrane protein transporter activity
Source: RefSeq, a predicted model, not a curated record
CCGACCCAGCGGCGGCGCCGAGAUGGUGAACGGACCGGACAUGAACCGCGAGCCGUGCCCGGACCGCAUCCUCGAGGACGCCGGCGGCGCCUUCGCGAUGGGCGCGGUGGGCGGCUCCGCCUUCCACUUCGUCAAGGGCCUCUACAACUCCCCCAACGGCCACCGCCUGGCGGGCGGCGCCACGGCCGUCCGCAUGCACGCGCCGCGCGUCGGGGGCAGCUUCGCCGUCUGGGGCACCCUCUUCUCCGCCUUCGACUGCGCCAUGGUCUACGCGCGGCAGAAGGAGGACCCCUGGAACUCCAUCGCCGCCGGCGCCUUCGCCGGCGCCACGCUCGCCCUGCGCCGGGGCCCCCUCGCCUGCGGAACUUCCGCGGUCUUUGGCGCCGCCUUCCUCGCGCUCAUCGAGGGCGCCGGGAUCAUGCUCAACCGCCUCGUGCCGGGGGACAUGGUGCAGUACCCUGUGCAGGAUGACGGCCAGCAGCACGCACCGGCGGCACCGCCACCUGGUUUCCUGGGACUGCCGCCGGCGCCGCCGGUCGUGGUUGAGGAGGUGAAGGUCCCGCUCGAUCAAGAGCAUGGCCGUACUGGGUGGCUUGGCGGUUUGUUCGGGAGGAAGCCGCGGGACAGCAAGGUUGCUGGUGGGGAUCGCAACCCGGAGUUGUUGCAGAUGGAUUUGCCCCCCACGGCGAUCCCCUCCUUCGAUUGAUCCGAGUGAAAAAUGUAAGGUUUUUCGUCUGAUUAUGCUCGUGAAUUGCACUAGGUUUAGAUUCUUUUUGGUGAAUAAUGCGGCCGUUUGUUCUGUGCUACGAUCGUGUUACGUUCUGCCGUGCAAAUUCAAGUGCGUGGUAUGGCUAAUAAGCAGAGCCGUCUCUUGGGUGUAAUACUGUGUUGAUCCAUGCCUAUUAAGGUAUUGCAAUGCUCUGGCUU